This is a messenger RNA of Physella acuta, 1422 nucleotides long. RefSeq lists its product as uncharacterized. The record is from RefSeq and is a predicted model, not a curated record. NCBI's taxonomy places the organism in Eukaryota, Metazoa, Mollusca, Gastropoda, Physidae.
UAAAAUAACAAGCAGUGGACCUGUGAACAUUGACCAAGUCAGAAAGUUGGUUAACUGUAUCCAACGAGUCAGUUUAACAAAGGGAGGCGAGUGUGAAGAAAUAUGAAAACUAUUGUCAUCAUCUUGGUUUUAUUUGUUGCUGUCUCGACCACUGAAUUAAAGCAAAAGAAAUGGGACAAUUUAAAAGUGACGUGGGGAAUGAACCCAUUCAAUUCACAAUAUUUCGCCGGGAUGCCAAGAACAGCUGCUGCUGCAGAGAGGCAAGGAUUCCACAAGAUCAGUGAUUGUAACACCACCGCCAAAUGGAGAGGACAAAGGUACGUGCUCAACAACGACUACUCUGUGGUGCUCUUGUAUGACGUCAUGGGAUACAUCGCAGGAAUACAGACGACGGUUCCUAAGGGCGGUAACUAUCCUUCCAGCCUGAUCAGACCACCUUUUGUUGAUGAUGGGGAUCGGUGGGCGAUAUCAGCCUACUUUGUCGACCCUGCAACCAUCUGUACAACAGGCCGCACCCAGGCGAUGUUUGACCAACAGGGAACGGGCACUAACUUGUACUUCCAGAACAGCACCGUGCCUGAACACAGCGUCCUGAUACCACACAAACAGGCGGACAUAGGGAGCACCAGAUGGACUGAGGGAAGGUGCUUUAUAUCUAUGGGAAAACACUACUGGUACAAUAUGAACGUAGGCAUGAACUGCGACAAUAUCUUCCCCGCCUUCCUGCUCUACAACGGAGGGGAGCUCACAGCUUUUGGAUGGGCUUUGAUCGCCGACCUUAGAUCCCCGCGGUACGAGCACCCAAGGUCGCAGUUGUAUGGGCUCUUCAUCAAGGAUGUUCCCACCUGUCUGUACAAUGCAGGUACUCUGUCUACCAUGCACAUUUACCUAUCAGGUAGCUCUGCCAUGUGCUAGCCGACGGGAAGAAAUAAUGAAGCAAGGAAUUUAUGGCAUUAUCUUCUGACAAAUCUGUCAUAAAUAACAUUAUUUUCUGAAAAUGAGUUAUUAAUACCAUUAUUUUCUUUCAAAUGUUUUAUAAAUGUCUUUAUUGGGAUACACAUUUAUUUAAAGAUCGUGGCUUUGAAAAAAAAAUGUCAGCAUGUAUUCUACGAUUUCAACGUUUGUAUAUAGAAAAAUUCAACGACAAAUUUCAUUUUUUUUAAUUAUAAGGAAUCCUAAAUCAAUUACUUUCAACAUAAAUGGAGCUUCCGUUAAAAAACAAAGCUCACGCUUCAAAAGAGGGUUGGGAGGGUCGAUUGUUUUUUUCAUAUAUACAACUACUAUGCAUUUUAUAUUUAUAAGUAACUGAAUAAGGAAAAUGCUGAACAACGUAAUUUGUGUUAGAAUUUUUUUAAGGAUUAUUUUCAAUUGGAGAUAAUUAGGCAGAGAUUCUUUUAGGCAUAUCUCUAAGGUGCUAACCCC